AAAUGGGAGGCUCGGCCGACAGGGGCGGGGGCCGCGCAGCCGGGGACUUUCAGGAACUGCAGGAGCGGGCGGCGCGGGAGUAGCCGAGCGCCCAGCGGCUGGGCCUGAGCGUCGAGACUCGGGGCCGAGGCGGAGGAGCGGCCGCCGCGCCGGGGCCCAGCCGGAGCCGCCGCCCUCGCCCUUGCCUUUGCCUGCGCGGCUCAGAAUCACCAUCCGCGGCGCGGGAGACGAGCCGGCCGUCCCGGGCCGGGGGACCCGCCCGCCAUGGCCACCAAGGCUCGGGUUAUGUAUGAUUUUGCUGCUGAACCUGGAAAUAAUGAACUGACGGUUAAUGAAGGAGAAAUCAUCACAAUCACAAAUCCGGAUGUAGGUGGAGGAUGGCUGGAAGGAAGAAACAUCAAAGGAGAACGAGGGCUGGUUCCCACAGACUACGUUGAAAUUUUACCCAGUGAUGGAAAAGAUCAAUUUUCUUGUGGAAAUUCAGUGGCUGACCAAGCCUUCCUUGAUUCUCUCUCAGCCAGCACAGCUCAGGCCAGUUCGUCGGCUGCCAGCAAUAAUCACCAGGUGGAUAUUUUGGCUCAGAUUGGUUGUGUCGAAAGUCUCAGCCAGUCACCACCUUCUUCUCCUUCUCCUUCUCCUUCUUCCAUAUAUAAGGUUGGCAGUGGCAAUGACCCCUGGUCAGCCUGGAGUGCCUCCAAAUCUGGGAACUGGGAAAGCUCAGAAGGCUGGGGGGCCCAGCCAGAGGGGGCUGGAGCCCAAAGAAACACAAACACUCCCAACAACUGGGACACUGCCUUCGGCCACCCCCAGGCCUACCAAGGACCAGCAACUGGUGAUGAUGAUGACUGGGAUGAAGACUGGGAUGGGCCCAAAUCCUCUUCCUACUUUAAGGAUUCAGAGUCAGCUGAUGCAGGCGGCGCUCAGCGAGGAAACAGUCGUGCUAGUUCCUCAUCCAUGAAAAUUCCCCUUAACAAAUUUCCUGGAUUUGCAAAACCUGGCACGGAACAGUAUUUGUUGGCCAAACAACUAGCAAAACCCAAAGAGAAAAUUCCCAUCAUUGUUGGAGAUUAUGGCCCAAUGUGGGUUUAUCCUACCUCUACAUUUGACUGUGUGGUAGCAGAUCCCAGGAAAGGCUCCAAAAUGUAUGGUCUAAAGAGCUACAUCGAAUAUCAGCUAACACCUACUAACACUAAUCGAUCUGUAAACCACAGGUAUAAGCACUUUGACUGGUUAUAUGAGCGUCUCCUGGUUAAGUUUGGGUCAGCCAUUCCAAUCCCUUCUCUUCCAGACAAACAAGUCACAGGCCGCUUUGAAGAGGAAUUCAUCAAAAUGCGCAUGGAGAGACUUCAGGCCUGGAUGACCAGGAUGUGUCGCCAUCCAGUAAUCUCAGAAAGUGAAGUUUUCCAGCAGUUCCUAAAUUUCCGAGAUGAGAAGGAAUGGAAAACUGGAAAGAGGAAGGCCGAGAGAGAUGAGCUGGCGGGAGUCAUGAUAUUUUCCACCAUGGAACCAGAGGCACCUGACUUGGACUUAGUAGAAAUAGAGCAGAAGUGCGAGGCUGUGGGGAAGUUCACCAAGGCCAUGGAUGACGGCGUGAAGGAGCUGCUGACGGUGGGGCAGGAGCACUGGAAGCGCUGCACGGGCCCAUUACCCAAGGAAUAUCAGAAGAUAGGAAAGGCCUUGCAGAGUUUGGCCACAGUGUUCAGUUCCAGCGGCUAUCAAGGUGAAACAGAUCUCAAUGAUGCAAUAACAGAAGCAGGAAAGACUUAUGAAGAAAUUGCCAGUCUCGUGGCAGAACAGCCAAAGAAAGAUCUCCAUUUCCUGAUGGAAUGUAAUCACGAGUAUAAAGGUUUUCUUGGCUGCUUCCCUGACAUCAUUGGCACUCACAAGGGAGCAAUAGAAAAAGUGAAAGAAAGUGACAAACUAGUUGCAACAAGUAAAAUCACCCUACAAGACAAACAGAACAUGGUGAAGAGAGUCAGCAUCAUGUCUUACGCGUUGCAAGCUGAGAUGAAUCACUUUCACAGUAACCGGAUCUAUGAUUACAACAGUGUCAUCCGCCUGUACCUGGAGCAGCAAGUGCAGUUUUACGAAACGAUUGCAGAAAAGCUGAGGCAGGCCCUCAGCCGCUUUCCAGUGAUGUAGGACAGAACGGGCCUUGAAGAGAAUGCCGCGUGCUUUCUCCUGACUUGGGGCAAUGCAAUUCAAAACUUUUUUUCCCCUAUGAUUCAGAAAAAAAAGGAAACAAAACCAAAAAGAAAGAGUUGCAAAAAACUGCAUUUAUUUUAUUAGCCACCCUAAAUGCGUCAGUUAUUUAGGGAUGGUCUUUUGUUCAUUUCCCCAUCCAUUAUUUAAACCAGUGGAAAUUGUCUCUAUUUUUGGAAAGUACUUAAAAGUUACCAGAAUUUUCAGUGGAAAAUGAGGGGCUUCUCCCCACUGAUAUUUUACAUAGAGUCAUAAUUUAUAUGUCUUAUAAAUUAUAAGUCUUAUAUAAUUUAUAAGUCUCCCACAAUCUUCCAGUUCUUACCCAGUGUCAGAUAAUUAAUUACUAAUUACUUUCUUAAAAAUAUGAACUAUGCCAGAAUAAAAAAUAUCUAUGUUUGUAUAUUUUUAUAACUCCUUUCAGUCCUCUGGGGCUCCUAUCAUUGAGGGAAGUCGUUACGCCUUUCACUGCCACAGUUACAGCUCAAGUGCUUACACUUCAAGAGGGAGGACGCUGGGGGCCCCUGGGGCUGCUAGUGCCAUCGUGGUGUGUGGCAGGUGGGCCAUCCCAUGUCCCUCCAGGGGGACCCCACAGCCUGGCAGAUGAGCAGAUACCCCUGGCCACCCGUGUCCUCAGCGUCAUUUCUGAUGUGCUGCUCUUAUGUGAGGACCAGUGCUUUCUCUCUUUGCACUUCCUUCCUAAUCUUGGUUAAGGCAUGUUUUAUGCCAUGAAGAAUACAUUAGAAGAAUUGAGGGACUUUGUAGAGAAUUUUGUGGCUUUGGUCCGACGGGUGAGUGGCUGUGCGGAGGCCUGUGCUCGGGAGGGCCUGGGGGAAGGAGGGCACCCAGCACCCCGGCGUCUCUGGCCCUUUCUUAUUCUUUGGCUCCUCAUCCACCGUGAUGAGAAGCGCUGCUGCGGGCACGGCACACUGCUUGGCUUGGGUGGCGGGUUCAUGGCCAGUUGGUGUAAUCAGCAAAGAGAAAAAGCACAGGUUAGCUCCCCAUUAGAUGGAAAAGUGUAGGGACUGAGAAGGGCUGCAGCCUCAGCAGUGUACAGAGUCCCCAGCGCUCUGAGGUUGGAGAGAGAGAAUAGACCAGCGCCCUUCCUGACUACAUCCGAAACUUCACACAGGGUGUUUCUGAGCACCAGCACUUCCAGCGCUUCACUUAACGGCAUAAAGCAAAACAGGACCUUGGCACACCGUCAGCUCGAACUCAACACUGGCAGCCACCGUCUCACCCCUGCGGAGGAGCGCUCCCGUCUCCCACAGGUGCCUUACCGCGUUCCCUCCCGCUGCUUUCAUUUUUCUGACCUAAUAAUUACGGGAAAUGGAAAGUCUGGGCCAGCAUCAAUAAAAUGACACCAAAAAUAAGUAGAUGAAAUCAAAUGAAUAUGAGAACAUGUUGUUCUUCAAUAUCACGGGUUUUUGUUAAUGUUUCAUAAGUAAUUCUCCCCACUUGAUUUUUCUUCUAUAAAAUCCCAUAGAACAAUGUUUAUGCUAUAGCCAUUUAAUAUAUGUACAAAUUGUAAAGAAUAUGUAUAAAUGUUUUACACGAAUGUAAGAGCAUGUAGAAGCCAACAUAUAAAUAAAUUGUUUAAAAAAACUGUACAGUAAAUUCUCAAAGCACUUUUUCAAAACA
Messenger RNA from Pan troglodytes (chimpanzee), 3840 nucleotides. It is a transcript of the gene SNX9, whose product is annotated as sorting nexin 9. The transcript has 19 exons. Gene Ontology annotation, biological process: mitotic cytokinesis; endocytosis; intracellular protein transport. The coding region runs from base 265 to 2142 and encodes 625 amino acids. NCBI's taxonomy places the organism in Eukaryota, Metazoa, Chordata, Mammalia, Primates, Hominidae. Gene Ontology annotation, cellular component: plasma membrane; cytoplasmic vesicle. Gene Ontology annotation, molecular function: protein binding; phosphatidylinositol binding. The record is from RefSeq and is a predicted model, not a curated record.